AUGCACCUUCACUUCACCACGCUAUGUGUGGCUAUGGCUGCCAGUCGAGUCGCUAGCUCGCAUGCAGCGCCAUCCUGGAGCAACCCUAAGCUACCUCAUUAUCUGCCUGGAGUCCCAAUCAAGAGACAUUUGAGGUCGGACAAGCAAGCAGCAGAUGAAAGCGAAAGAGGCUCCACACCUAGUGACAUACUGCAAACAUCAAAAAAAAUUUUGCAGCCGGAAACUAACUUUUGGAAACAAGUAUACGACCUAGCCAAUAAAGACGUAACACCCGAGUUGCUGAAGGAGCAGGAACAAUUGGCCGAGUCAGUCGAAAGCGAGAAGGAGCCUAUAAUGGAAUUACUUGAGUUGCUGAAGGAGCAGGAACCAUUGACCAAGUCAAUCACAAGCGAAGAUAAACAGCUUGAGAUGCUGAAUGACUGGAACGAAAUAUCUGCGUCGUUCACAUCUCAACUGAAGACGCCCAAAGGUGAAGAAUUUAAGAAAUUGAAGGAAGGCGGGACGUAUGAGGCAAAGGAGAAUCUCGACAAAUUGCUGGAUGGCUGGAACCUGAAAAACGAGAAUUCCAACAGCGAGUCGAUGUCUACGCUUAAGAAGGGUAAAGAGCGUUCAACAGUGGAGUUGGGUAAAGAGCUUUCAACUGUGGAGAAGGGUAAAGAGCUUUCAACUGUUGAUAAGGGUAAAGAGCUAUCAACUGUGGAGAAGGGUAAGAGCUUUCAACUGUGGAGUAGGGUAAACUGA
Peronospora farinosa is the source of this 741-nucleotide messenger RNA. The record is from the annotation of a GenBank genome assembly. Lineage: Eukaryota; Oomycota; Peronosporomycetes; Peronosporales; Peronosporaceae.